Messenger RNA from Pecten maximus, 702 nucleotides. Its product is annotated as keratin, type II cytoskeletal 2 epidermal-like. Bases 101 to 571 code for a protein of 156 amino acids. The transcript is spliced from 3 exons. The record is from RefSeq and is a predicted model, not a curated record. NCBI's taxonomy places the organism in Eukaryota, Metazoa, Mollusca, Bivalvia, Pectinida, Pectinidae.
UGUAUAAAUAGACGGUGAAUGUCUGUAGAGAUCAGACGACGUUCGAACACUUCACUAGCUCCCAACCAGCUGUUUAUCCCGCAACAACCUUACAAGAACAAUGCUGUCUGUGUGUCUUCUUCUAGUUGUAUCUCUGGGUAUGUGCAGUGGUACGUACAAUUUUAUGUACGGCGGCGGAGUUGGUGGUGUCGGCAGAGUCGGCGGAAUGGGUGGCGUCGGCGGCAUCAGCGGUUACAGAGGGUAUGGCUUCGACGAUGAUGAAGGAUAUCGAUUUGGUGGAAUGAGCAGAAUUGGGAUGGGCAGGCAGGGCUACGGAAUGAGCAAAGGUUAUGGAAUGGGAGGAAACAUGGGAGGAUUCCCGUCAGUCCAGUCCGGAUCAAUGGGAUUUGGACGUUUCCCCCCAAUGGGAGGUGCCAUCGGGGGUAUGUCUGGUCCAGGGGGAAACGCUUUUGGUGGAUUUGGCAGGGGACCCCUCGGGGGUUCGGCUGGUUUUGUUGGUGGUAGAAGGUUUCCUGGAUACCCCGGCGGAAACCGCAGAUAUCCUAAAGGCAAAGGAAGAUUUGGCAACUAAACCAGCCAUAGCCCGUCAUUUUGAUACCACGUGACCUGUAUUGUAUGAUUUAAACUUUGUCUUUUGUUCCUAAUUUAUUUAAUUGUUCGUCCCUUCCAUUUUCUGUUUGAAAUAAAUUAUUUCUGAUCAUG